GCUCAGAAGCUUUGCUCUGCCAUCAUGCUGUAGUACCUGGCCAGGGCGGAUGGGAGAUCCUCUGUGUGAAAGACAUACUAUGUAGACACCUGUUAUUUUCACAGAAGAAACUGACAGACAGGCUGAGUAAGCAUACCGCUGUCUCACAUAUACUGUAUGGAAGUCUGAAGGAAGGAUCAAAAGGCUAAUUGUAUACUGUAUAUGUGGAUCACUCUAAAUUGUGUGAUUCUCUGAAUGCCAAGUAUAAUAGGUGCUUGUGGAUAAUGGUAAGCAGAUCAGAUAGAGAGAGAAUCACUCCGUCAGUCUAAUCUUCCAGAGGCCUCUUCAUUACCUAAUAAACCUCUUUCACAUCUUCUCUGAACUGGACCUUCUGACAACACAACACAGGAGCACAGGAGCACAGAAGGGAAACCAGUAAUGACUUGAGGGAGUACUGUGAAUUAAUGUUUUUACUUUUGUAAGUGCAAUGAAGGGGAAAUAUGCAAUAUUUUUAAAAAUAAGAUGCAGAAGUUGUCAACAGCAAGUUGACAACCUCAUUGUAUACUGUAUAAAGUAUAAACUGUUUCUUCAGUGCAGUAUCUUCAGUUUACAUAUCUGUAGAUGUCAAGAGCUGCUGUUUCAUAUAUUUUACAGUACAUUUUGGAUGGUAAUCAAGGCUGAUAAUCUGUCAAAUUAAGUUCAGUUGCUAAAAUGGACACAACUCUACAAGCAGUAAUGCCUCAAUGUGUUUUCAAAUUUGGAAACAAUGCAGAGAUCGAUAGAGACUGACGCACGAUGUUACUUUAUGUGUUACAAAGUCAAUCAAUGUAAAUUAAGAGAAAAAAUAGCACAUUAUCAGAAUCGUUUUCUCUUUCAUGUUAAUUUUUUCUGCUAGGUAGGAUCUCUCAUAAGAGCUCUAGACCAGGGGUGUCUGGUCAAAACUUCACAUGUAUACUGAUCAAAUAUUAAACUAUGAAAGUCAAAUCUUUUUCAUUAUUUCUUUUUUCGUGUUGGGUGAUAUGCUGACUUUUUAGAUGAAGCAUUUCAGGGCUGCGAGUUGUUUCCUCAGUGCAAAACUAAGAAAAUGAGUUCACAGUAAUCCCUCAAGUCAUUACUGGGUUCCUGUGUUGAGUUGUCAGAAGGUCCAGUUCAGUUCUGAAAGCACCAGAGGGGUUUAAAGGUUUAAUGGGUCACAGAUGUGAGAGUUUGGAAGCAGGGUGUCUGAGGGGCAGGGGGCUCUUGAUGUUUGUGUUCCAGUGGCGCAGUGCUGUUUUUGAAGUGCAUUAGGAGAAAGGAAGAGCCCCUUUCAUAGCUGACACUGUGAGCUCCCCAGGAAGUAGAUCCUGACCUUUCCCCACCCCCCACAGGAUCUGUGUGUCAGUGUGCCUUUUGCCCCUUUCAUCUCUCUAGGGCACUGGGAAGGUAAUACCACAGAGUUACUCCUGAUGCCUCCGAUGCAGACAACUCAGGCUGAGUCAAGCAGGGGGGCGUGCAGCUCAACGCCACAAAACCAGACACAACAACCUAUAUAUUUCAGAUCGGUGUGUUCAGUCAUGCUGACAUUCAAAAAAAACUGCAAGUCUGGGAGGGCUGGAUGAUUGAACGUUUCAAAGCACAAACAAAACUAUUUUCCAAUGAGUGUCCUCUUGACAAAACUGAAACAGAAUGGGACUUCAACAGUGUGAAAGCGCAGGAAUCACGAGCUUCGAUCUACCUUCUAAUGCCUUGUCGGGCAGCGUGGGAUUGCCUCUCAUUAAAGGUCGAACACUGGAAGAGCACGUAAACAUUGAAACACUGAAAAGAAAACAGUGAGUUUAUUAAAGCAAAACCCUUUCAUGAAUUUACAUGUCUGCUUAUGUAUUUUUUUUCCCCCUCUGAACUUCAGCAGCCACUGGGUGAUCAGGAAAGGAAAUGGGACACACUGGAAAAGAGAUGCCGUGCAGUCCCCUCAGAACAGAGUCCACGAUGCUUCUUCUGACCAUGAUGCUGAUGAUGUCCGUCCAGCUGGUGGAGCCCUGGGCAGGACACCCGCAGAUCAGCUCGGCCAGUCCGACAGUGUCGGGGAAGAAGCCGGAGCCCGGCGUGCAGGACAUCCUGAGACGGAUGAGCACCACGCCCCCGCCAGGAGCUCGCCUGAUCCUGCCUGCCGCUGGGAAGAUUCCCCCUGCGCUGGCCAGCCUGCUGUUCGGGUCUCGGUUCCCCAGGAGGGGCGGGUGGGCUCAGGCGAGACCCCAGCCCCCCGCUGCGAAACGAGAGAAGAACCUUUCCGCCUACAACUGGAAUUCCUUCGGGCUCCGUUACGGAAAACGCCGGUCAAACACCCCGCCGCCGCAGCUCGGCUGAGCCCUCCGUACGCACAGCCGCCUGCUGCUGCCCGUGAGCGUCUCCAAACAGGGACACAAUCCGAGCCGUCCCUCCCGCCGCCGAGAGCGCAGAGCAAGGCCGGGUUCUGCUCUGAGAGUCCCUUUUUUAGGCUCCCUGCUUCUGCUUUCCAUAGAGACGUUGCCCUUUAACCCCCUGAGCCACAACCAGCUGUCUCUUCUGCUAUAAAACAACAGGCGCCUCUUCAUGACUAAAGAGGAGUUAAUUCAUGGUUACUGUCUGGUCAGAUCGUUUUUAAGUAGUUUCCUUCAGAAUGUUGCAGACUUUCAUAAAUGACAUAAAGUAGCUAAAGGGUAGUUUAAAAGUCUGUGACCUUUUUAUAUUUGUAUUUCUUUAUCCUGUGGAUAUAAAAGGCUAAAAGUCAUAAUAACUACAAAUUUUAUGGACUUUACACAUAGUAAAAUUAGACCACAGUUGCAGUUAUAUGAACAGUUGCUACAACUGUGAUUAAGUCCUUGUUUUUCAACAACAUUGAAGAUGUGUUUUAAAGCUUUUUAUUUAAAAGUGUAUUUUGUG
Molecule: messenger RNA, 2877 nt
Organism: Lepisosteus oculatus (spotted gar)
Lineage: Eukaryota; Metazoa; Chordata; Actinopteri; Semionotiformes; Lepisosteidae
Source: RefSeq, a predicted model, not a curated record